AAAAGUGAUAAAAAAAAUUCCAAGACUCUAAAAAUAUUAUUUGUUUAAAAUCAAUCGCAUUUCUAAGCACCUUAUUUAUUAACAAGUUGUCUUUCUUAACGAAAAGUUGACGAACAAGUGAAGUGAGUGUUUAAAAUGUCAAAAACUAUAUUUGAUGAAAAGGAAUUUGUGUAUACAGAUGAUCAAAAGAAAAAACUUUCCGAAUUACGGAUAUUAGUGGAAGAUUGCAAAGAACUUGAAAUCGGCACCGAUGACAUUUUUCUGUCCAAGUUUCUAUAUUCAGUACAAUGGAAUGUUCCAAAUGCAUAUGAAAAAAUCCACCGUUACUAUGAUUUCAAGGCAUUAUAUCCAACUUGGAUAGCAAGUCAUCCACCAGAAGAGUUUAAGGAUCAUUUUUUAGUUCACAAAUGUAGAAAUGUUAUGCCAAUACCGGACAAAGAUGGCAGAGCAAUAAUGAUUAUACACGCAGUUGAUCUGUUUGAUAAGUAUCCAAACUAUUUUUAUGAUCUCGUUGAAAUGGAUGAUUUGAUAAUUGAAGCUUUAUUUCUGUUGCCACAAGUUCAAAAAUGUGGAAUAAAUAUGGUUUUUGAUCUAAUGGAUGCUACAAAAAACAUUAUUAAACUAGUUUCACCCUCCAAUUCCAAAAUGAUGAACAAAAAGAAUGACGUUCUCCCCAACACAAAUCGGACGUGUCAUCUUCUACAAAAAGGCUUUCUUAUGAACACAGCGACCUCUAUGAUAAUGCCAUUUAUGGAAAAAAGCUUCAGAGAAACGAUCUUCCAUCAUGAUGGAAAAAAUUUGAAAAAAUUCCGUGCUGCCAUUGGCGAGGAUAACGCACCAGCUAUUUAUGGAGGCCCUGUCAAGAACACCUUUGAUGAGAAUCUCAUUUGGAAUCACAUUAUGACGAAUCGAGAGUACUUGGUGAAAUUACAAACCUACAGAAAAGCAUCAGCUGUAAAGAAAUAAAAUGAUAAAUUAAAUGUAAA
Eupeodes corollae is the source of this 986-nucleotide messenger RNA. Its product is annotated as retinaldehyde-binding protein 1. The coding region runs from base 136 to 966 and encodes 276 amino acids. The record is from RefSeq and is a predicted model, not a curated record. Gene Ontology annotation, molecular function: phosphatidylinositol bisphosphate binding. NCBI's taxonomy places the organism in Eukaryota, Metazoa, Arthropoda, Insecta, Diptera, Syrphidae. Gene Ontology annotation, cellular component: membrane. The transcript has 5 exons.